Messenger RNA from Colletotrichum abscissum, 2493 nucleotides. RefSeq names its product mannosyl oligosaccharide glucosidase. Gene Ontology annotation, biological process: oligosaccharide metabolic process; protein N-linked glycosylation. Gene Ontology annotation, molecular function: Glc3Man9GlcNAc2 oligosaccharide glucosidase activity. The record is from RefSeq and is a predicted model, not a curated record. NCBI's taxonomy places the organism in Eukaryota, Fungi, Ascomycota, Sordariomycetes, Glomerellales, Glomerellaceae. Gene Ontology annotation, cellular component: endoplasmic reticulum membrane. Bases 1 to 2493 code for a protein of 830 amino acids. The transcript is spliced from 3 exons.
AUGGCCCGCAUAACGCAAUUGGCCGUCUUCCUCACGCUUUCCCUCUUCAAUAUCUUUGGGGCACAGCUAGCCCUUGCGGCGGAAGAUGGUCCCGGCUCAGCUUCCAUCUUGACCUCCGAGGUCGGUCGCCUCAACAACGAAAGCUUGUUCUGGGGUCCUUAUAAGUCGAACCUGUACUUUGGCGUCCGCAACCGAUCCCCCAAGAGUCUGUGGACUGGAUUGAUGUGGUCUAGAGUCGACAACUACCAAGACGUUCAGCAAGGUUUCCGCUACACAUGCGAACAGCAUGAAGGCCUUCAUGGCUAUGGAUGGGACGAGUAUGAUGCCCGGAAGGGAGGUAUCCAGUCUAUCCACGAUGAAGGCAAUCAGAUUGACAUCACCACUUCGUUUGUCAAGGUCCCCGGCGGAGCCAACGGCGGUAGCUGGGCUGCAAGAAUCAAGGGUGUUCCGAGAGAGGGUGCACCCGCUGAUCUGAAGACCAUGAUCCACUACUACAUCGCCGAAGACAACAGUGAAGCAGAGCUCGCAUUCUCCGGUGAGAACGACCCCGCUGGGUUCGACGGCGACGUUGCAUUCGGAGGCUCUUCCCAGGAGCUCGGCAAGUAUAAGCUGGUCAUCACUAAGGGAGAGGGCAAGCACCCUUCCAGCAGCCACGAUUUGUCCGAAAAGAGACACCCCGAUCGCACGACGGUACGAUCUCUGACAGUUCCUGAGGAGCAUCAGUGGCAGGGCAAGGGUGUUGUUUUCAACCUCAUCCAGGAAAGCGUCAAGUUUGUCCAGGAGAAUUACGAGAUGAACGAGCCGCCUCCGGCAUACCUCACCUACCAGAUCGAAAACAAGCCCGGCGAAGGGAACACGCACGUCGUCCAGAAGAUGUUUGAGGGAGCUUUUGAGUUUGACGUCAUCUUCUCAUCUGCCUCUGCGGGCCCCGAGCUCACAAGUGCCGAUGUCACGCGCGAGAUCAAGUCGGUCACCGAGUUCUUUGGAGAACGCUUCUCUUCCAUCUUCAGCCUGAAGGCUCCGUUCACUGCCGACAAAUACAAGAAGUUUGCCAAGAGCAUGUUCUCUAACCUACUUGGUGGCAUCGGAUACUUCCACGGGUCUCAGCUGAUUGAUCGUUCUUACGCUCCCGAGUACGACGAAGAGAACGAGGGCUUCUGGGAGGAGACCGCUGCUGCCCGCGCACGCAAGCAGCAGGAGUUGGAGGGCCCGUAUGAGCUCUUCACGGCUGUUCCGUCUCGCCCCUUCUUCCCUCGAGGAUUCCUUUGGGACGAGGGUUAUCACCUUAUCCCCAUCGCCGACUGGGACAUUGACUUGACCUUGGAGAUCGUCAAGAGCUGGUUCAACACCAUGGACGAAGACGGAUGGAUCCCUCGCGAGCAAAUUCUAGGUCUCGAGGCUCGGAGCAAGGUACCCGAGGAAUUCCAGGUCCAGUACCCGCACUACGCCAACCCUCCCACUCUUUUCCUCAUCAUUGAAGGCUUCAUGGAGAGACUGCGCAAGACCAACGGUAGCCAGCCCGCCGAAAAAGAGCAUCUCGGCCCUCAGGCCUCCCUGCAGACCGCCCACUUGGACAAUGUCGAGCUCGGAGAGGAGUUCCUCCGAAGGCUGUACCCAUUCGUCCGCCAGCAGUACGACUGGUUCCGCAAGACUCAGCGAGGAGACUUGAAGACCUACGACCGCGACGCGUUCUCGAACAAGGAAGGCUACAGAUGGCGCGGCCGCACCGAGACCCACGUUCUCACGAGCGGUCUCGAUGACUACCCUCGUCCCCAGCCCCCUCACCCCGGCGAACUCCACGUCGACCUCAUGUCCUGGGUUGGAUUGAUGACCAAGUCGUUGAUGAACAUUGCCGACGCUCUUGGCAUGGCGGAGCAGGUUGACGAGUUCAAGACGACUCUGAAUGCCAUCCGCCGCAACCUGAACGACCUCCACUGGUCCGAGAAGGAGGGCUGCUACUGCGAUGCCACGAUCGAUGCUUACGAAGAGAACACCCUCGUCUGCCACAAGGGCUACAUCUCGCUGUUCCCAUUCUUGGUCGGUCUUCUUGAAGCCGACGACCCCAAGCUGGGCAAGCUCCUCGACCUCAUUGGCGACGAGGAGCACCUCUUCAGCCCCCACGGCCUGAGGAGUUUGAGCAAGCAGGAUGAGUUUUAUGGCACGGCCGAGAACUACUGGAGAAGCCCCGUGUGGAUGCCAAUCAACUACAUGGCCGUCUCCCAACUGAGAAACGUCGCCUCCCAAGAUGGCCCUUACAAGGCCAAGGCCGCGGACCUCUUCACCCGCCUUCGCAAGAACCUCGUCGACACCGUCUACAACAGCUGGGAAAAGACGGGCUUCGCCUGGGAGCAGUACAACCCGGAGACGGGCGAGGGGCAGCGCACCCAGCACUUCACCGGCUGGACGAGCUUAGUUGUCAAGCUUAUGGCCAUGGAGGAGCCCAGCAAGUCUGGUGGCGGCAGCGGCGGCGGGCACGUUAGGGACGAGUUGUAA